UAGCAAUUCCUGUGUUUAUAGUUCUCCUCUUGAAAGAUUCUCCUCGCCAUUAACCCAUCUGUUCUCCUCUGCAUCCCUGGGUGAUCCUUCUUUUCCAACUCUUUCGGCUGGAGCGAGCUAGAGUUUCUGAAGCCGCCGAGUCCCUUGUUUGCUGCUCAAGUUAAAGAGGGCAUUUCACAAUGUCUUACGAUCUUAUAAAAGUAUCAAAGAAACCUGGUGAAAGUCUAGGGCUGGGAUUCAACAAGAACUCCGAGAGACAGAACAAAGUGUAUGCCAUUCUUGAGGGAACAGCACUACAGAGGUCUGGUGAAGUGAGGCCUGGUGACCUAAUUGUUGAAGUUAAUGGAGUUGAUGUGUCUGGAUAUACUUCCAGUCAACUUAUAGAUAUCAUAUCCACUCUCCAGGAUAAGAGUGAAGUAUCGCUAAAGAUUCUCAGACCAGAUGGCUCCCUGAGUAACGGUGGAACCCCAGCUGUGAGUAUUGACCACCCAAACAACGAAACUCCUGCACCAGCUACCACUUCUCGUCCUAACCAGAGACAGAGACGUAAAGGCGGGCCUCUUCCACAGAUCACAGAGACAUUGGACGACGGUGGUAAACCGGGCGGACUACUUCAAGUGAAGGAUCACUUUGCAAGUGGUAAGAGACACUCCCUCACUCCGGAGUCCUCGAGAAGGGAAAUGGUACCGCUACAGCCAUCAAAGAGUUUAGAUUUGGGUGCGCUGCCAACUUGGAGGAACAAGACCUUCAUUACUCUUAAUAACUAUGUGACUGGCGAACAGCAGACGGACAGACUCCAUACCCAGUCCAAGGCAGUGCCUAAACAAACUGGAUGUCAUCCUUCUCAUUGCGUUGGCUCAAUAAUUUGGCCUAAGGAGCACCCAAGGUCCAGGCCUUAUGGGCCUCCAAGACCAAAGGAAGAGAUGAAAGAAUUGGCUAAGGAGUACAUCAAGAUUUAUUAUGAUUCUUUAAAAUUUGCACUAAGUGAUGAUUAUGAACAAAAGCUCCAAUCAAGAACACUUCAAGUUUGCCAAGAAAUAGAAGAGAAAGGUCACUAUAACUUGACUUACGAGGAGCUCACCUACGGGGCACGUUUGGCAUGGAGGAACGCCCCUCGCUGUGUCAAUAGGAUAAUAUGGCGACAGCUUGAGGUACUUGAUGCAAGGGAAGUAGAUUCAGCUAAAGAAAUGUUUGAGGCACUGUGUGAUCAUCUCCGCUAUGCCACAAACCAAGGAUCAAUUAGGUCAACCAUUACAGUAUUUAGACAUCGCACGAGAGCCAACUCAGACUUUAGAGUCUGGAACUCUCAGCUCAUCAGAUAUGCCGGCUACAAGCAACAGGAUGGUUCUAUAAUUGGAGACCCUGACAGCGUUGAGUUCACAGAGGUUUGUCGCAAGCUGGGCUGGAGUCCCCCUAACAAUAAACCCGGGAUGUUUGACGUGUUGCCGCUGGUUCUUCAAGCAAACGGCGAACCACCUGAAAUGUUCACGAUCCCACCAGAACUGAUAAUGGAGGUCGAUAUUGUCCACCCAGAGUACAAGUGGUUCAAGGAUCUCAAGCUGAAGUGGUACGCUGUUCCUGGCGUCUCCAAUAUCCUCCUUGAUAUUGGAGGGCUUGAAUUUACAGGUGCUCCUUUUAACGGGUGGUACAUGAGCACUGAGAUAGCUGCGAGGAAUUUCAGCGAUGAAUAUCGUUACAAUUUGCUAAAGCCUGUUGCUGAGAGGAUGGGUCUGAACACAUCAACCUACAAGUUAUGGAAGGACAGGGCCCUUGUUGAACUUAACGUAGCUGUAUUACAUAGUUACCAGUCUGCUGGAGUUUCAAUUGUUGAUCACCAUACUGCUACCGACGGGUUCUCAGGGUUUUUCAAGUCAGAGAGUGCAUCUCGUGGAGGGUGCCCGGCAGAUUGGGUGUGGCUAGUCCCGCCCAUUUCUGGCAGCGUGUCUAAACUAUUCCAUCAAGAAAUGUUGCUGUAUUAUCUGACACCAGCUUAUGAGUAUCAGGAACCUGCUUAUAAAUAUUAUCACUUGCCCGGGGAUAUGCCAAAACUCAAUACUGGAAGGACUUUCAAGGCUCUUGCAACUAUGGUCCUUGAUGCCACCAGAAUGAUGAGGAAUGUUAAAAAGAAGCGUAUCAAAGCCACAGUGCUCUACGCCACUGAGACCGGCCGAUCCAAGAACUACGCCAACAUAGUUAAAACCCUUUUCGACCGAACCUUCAACUGCUCCGUUUAUUGCAUGGACGAGUACAACAGAGCCAAUCUUGAGCAUGAGCAGCUGGUUCUCAUCGUUACGAGCACUUUUGGUAGUGGGGACCCACCUGCUAAUGGAGAGCCGUUUGGGCGCUAUUUGUUGGAUUUGCAGUCAGGACGAAUUAUUGGUGCCGGAGGUGGUACAGGGACCCUCCCCUCAAGGCGGAACAGGGUUAGCGUUGCUACAAGACCAUCCCCAGAGAUGUUAGCUAAAGCAAGGACAGACAUGAUGCAGCCACUCUCUCAAGUCAAGUAUGCUGUAUUUGGAUUGGGGUCCCGUGCUUAUCCUAACUUCUGUGCUUUUGCUCACACAAUUGACAACCUCUUCCUUUCUCUCGGGGCCGAACAGGCCUAUCCUUGUGGGGAGGGAGACGAACUCUGUGGUCAAGAGGAGAGCUUCCAGAGCUGGCUGAGAGAGUGUUACUUGAGAUCUUGCGAAGUGUACAAGCUUGAGCCGAGAUUAGAAGGAAGUGAUUGCACUGUCGUCAAGUCCGAAUACAAGAAAGACUUUUUUAGAAUUUCUUCAUUUACUGAACCUGUCCCAACCAAAGACAUUUGCCGAGAUUUGUCUCACGUUCACAAGAAGAAGAUUUAUGCUGGUACUUUAGUGUCAAGAGCUAAACUGCAGUCAUCACAAUCUGAGCGUAAUACAAUACUAGUGGUCAUAAAGCCUCAGAAUCACAUGAAUUACCAGCCUGGAGACCACAUUGCCAUUUAUCCUCAGAACAAUCCCAGCCUGGUACGACAGCUGCUAGAGAGACUCCCCCUCACCUCCGCAAUAGAUGAACCAAUCAUCAUUGAGUCCCAAUAUGAAGCUGAAGGUGGCAUUAAAUGGAAUAAGGAGAGGAGGUUACCAUUUCCUGUUACUUUGCAAGAAGCCUUCAUGUACUAUCUUGACAUUACCACUCCACCUACACCACAGCUGCUCCAACAAUUUCAAAAAAUGGCCACUCGAAAGUUGGAGCAGAAUUUCCUCGAGGAGCUGGGGAAAGGAGGUGACGUUUACGAGGACUGGAAGUAUGAGAGGUUUCCUAACCUUCUGGAAGUGAUGGACCAAUUCCAUUCGCUUAAACUUGACGUGCCAUUUUUACUCCAAAACCUGCCACUGCUUCAAUGCCGUUACUACUCCAUCAGUUCAUCCCCUAACGCUCAUCCAAAUGAGAUUCAUGCCACCAUUGCCGUGGUAACCUUCAGGAAGAGAGGAGGACAGGGACCACGUCACUAUGGGGUCUGUUCCACUUGGCUCAACAAGAUGGAGCCGGGAUCAGAAUCCAUUGUACCUUUUGUGAUCAGAAGGACUAAUUCAUUUCAUAUGCCAGAGGACUCUCAUGCUCCUAUCAUAAUGGUCGGCCCUGGUACUGGGAUAGCUCCUUUUAGAGGAUUCUGGCAGGAAAGGAUGUACCAGCGAAGCGAAGAACUCAAGAAGCAGCUUCUCUCUAAAGCAGUUCCGGCCCGAGCUGCUCGUGUCCCUCGCAAUCAAAAAGGAGGCAGGGCAGUGAUCCCAGACACGCCCGCUAACAAGAUAAGCAUUGGAGGGGGAGGGAUGGGGCAGGCUGGUAGGAGGGGCUUUGUAUCCACGGUAACGGCCCCAGUAAUUAAGCUACUUGAUGUUGAUUCUCGACCAACUCAAGCCCCGGUCUCUGAUAUUGAUGAUACGGAGAGCAGCAGCGAGAGUGAGAGUUCGGAUGAGGAAGUAAAACGAGACAAACAAGUUCAGUUUAAAGUACCCAAAACCUCCGGCACUUUUAAACUAAGGCGCUCGGCCUCAGAUGAGUUCCAAAGGAAGGAUCUUGCUAGUCUUGUGGCCGCUAGAGACAGCCACUGGGGAGACAUGACCCUGUAUUUCGGUUGUCGCCGUAACGACACAGAUUACAUAUACAGAGAAGAGAUUAAGAGAGCACAGCUGACGGGGGCAAUGAAUAACGUUCAUGUAGCUUUCUCCAGGGAAGGGCCGCAAAAAACUUAUGUCCAACAUUUAUUGAAGAAGAAUGCGGACACCAUAGUCCAGCAGCUGAUAGAGGAGAGGGGACACUUUUAUGUGUGUGGGGACGUUUCCAUGGCAGCAGACGUGGGACGUACCCUUCAGAAUAUAUUUGAGGAGAACGCUGCAAUGUCUAGUGAUGAAGCGAGACAGUUAAUAGAAUCAAUGAAAGAUAAUGGCUAUUAUCAUGAAGACAUCUUUGGUGUUACUCUGAAGACUGCUGAAGUUACAAGUCGUGUCAGAAAUGCAGCCAAAAAAGCAUGGAGGAUACUCGUUAGUGCUGCUGAUCAUAGCCCCAUCACUCCGAUGUCUGCUCUAUCCAGCAGAGCACCCAUCACACCAACCACUCCUGGAUUGCUUGAUACCCCUCAAGACGGAACCCUUCGUUUGGGUGGAAACCGUUUCUCCAAACGCCCGACAGUGACGGUCCUCAUUCCAACGCCCACGCAGGCUAACGAGCCUACAUCACCUGGCAACAGAACGUCGUUCCCAAGCAUCUUUGGAAAACAAUCCUUAGGUUCUUCUGGUAUGAAGAAGUUAGGGGGAGGUCCUUCUGGUUACAGAUCACACCUGACUGCUACAUCAUUCAAUGAGGAAGAUGAAGAGAAAGAGAGCGGAGUGACGCUCAACAUAACUGAGAUCACUGGUGACACCCUAACUACCACUAAUAUCCUGGGUUCUACGUCUCCAAAAACCCUAAAAGUGCCUCCGCCCUCAUUUGAACAGCCACCUCCGCCAAAUCUCGGUCCAAAGUCACGCCCAACUUCCGUCCAGUUGAGAGAUAACCAAGAUGGCGGAAAGAGGCGAGCCAUUCGUAAGAUCAGGAGUAAUUCGAUGGUUCAAACUGACGUCUAAUGGCUCCGCCCAAAAUGAACUGGAUAUUAACUAGUUAUUAUUGAAACAGAUUCCUUAACUGUCAAAAUUUAUUAUUAUUAUUAUUAUUAUUAUUAUUAUUAUUAUUAUUAUUAUUAUUAUUAUUAUUAUUAUUAUUAUUUUAGCUUAGUUUUGUUAUUAUUAUUAUUCCCCACGUCCCUUUCAUUUUCUAUGCCCUCCUAUACAUUCAAUUGACAUUUAAUUAUUAUUAUUAUUAUUAUUGAUGCUAAUUAAAAUUUUGCUGUUAUUUAUUAUUAUUUUUCAUUAGCAAAAAUUUAAACACUUCA
This is a messenger RNA of Amphimedon queenslandica, 5392 nucleotides long. Its product is annotated as nitric oxide synthase, endothelial-like. The record is from RefSeq and is a predicted model, not a curated record. The coding region runs from base 180 to 5087 and encodes 1635 amino acids. Gene Ontology annotation, molecular function: protein binding; FMN binding; nitric-oxide synthase activity. Lineage: Eukaryota; Metazoa; Porifera; Demospongiae; Haplosclerida; Niphatidae. Gene Ontology annotation, biological process: nitric oxide biosynthetic process. The transcript is spliced from 30 exons.